Lipotes vexillifer (Yangtze River dolphin) is the source of this 1047-nucleotide messenger RNA. RefSeq names its product nescient helix-loop-helix 2 (gene NHLH2). The coding region runs from base 459 to 866 and encodes 135 amino acids. Gene Ontology annotation, biological process: regulation of transcription by RNA polymerase II. The transcript has 3 exons. Lineage: Eukaryota; Metazoa; Chordata; Mammalia; Artiodactyla; Lipotidae. The record is from RefSeq and is a predicted model, not a curated record. Gene Ontology annotation, molecular function: DNA-binding transcription factor activity, RNA polymerase II-specific; RNA polymerase II cis-regulatory region sequence-specific DNA binding; protein dimerization activity.
GGCUCUCCCACCCUCGCGCGUCUUUCUCCGCUUCCCUGUCACUGUUACUCCGGGAGACGUUCACUUUUCACCAACCUUUCUCCAAACAUCUCCAAGCCACUGACUAUAUAUAUUUUGCUACAAGAGACCUAGAAGAGGAAAAGAGGCACGAGACUUUUCAACACAUCGUUUAAAAAAAAUCAACAACGAAUUUCCCGAAAUGUUUGAGAACAAUUAAAAGGAAAAGCCGUUUUUGAUCUAUCAACUAAGUGAACAAUCAUUCCCAUCGUCCACAUCCUGAGAUAUUAUCGUCCCUCGCUGUGGACACCAGCGAGAUGACAGCUGCUUUUUCAUUUUUGAAUGUAAUAAAUAUUUGCUGCUUCUAAUAUAUUUCGGAAUUUCUCCCUGCUAUUCCCUGGGAUUUUAACUCUAAAAGAUUGGAGAAAAGAUUAUCGAAAAGGCGUUUACAAGCCUCCAAAAUGAUGCUGAGUCCAGACCAAGCCGCCGACUCGGACCACCCCAGUUCGGCGCCCUCGGACCCGGAGUCGCUGGGUGGCGCGGACGCCAAGGUGCUGGGCAGCGUGUCGGACCUGGAGCCGGUGGAGGAGGCCGAAGGCGACGGCAAGGGCGGCAGCCGGGCCGCGCUCUACCCGCACCCGCAGCAGCUGAGCCGCGAGGAGAAGCGCCGCCGCCGGCGAGCCACGGCCAAGUACCGCUCGGCCCACGCCACCCGCGAGCGCAUCCGCGUGGAGGCCUUCAACCUGGCCUUCGCCGAGCUCCGCAAACUGCUGCCCACGCUGCCCCCGGACAAGAAGCUGUCCAAGAUCGAGAUCCUGCGCCUGGCCAUCUGCUACAUCUCCUAUCUCAACCACGUCCUGGAUGUGUAGGGCCGGGGUCGCGGCGCGGGGCCGCCUGGCCGGGAGUGGGUGAAACGCGGCCAACCCGGGCGGCCGCCGCGGCGAUGGAGGAGGAAGCGGUGGCGCAGCGGGACGGCCGCCGCCACGGCCUUGGACCGGGUAGGAGGCUCGCACCGUGUUCUCUCCUGUCGGCAGGGCGACUCUGGAAGGU